UAUAAAGCAAAGAAGAAGAAACGGCAGGAAGGCAAUUGAAGAAGAUGGGAGUCACAAAGGAGCAACUCGAAUCUACUUUAACCUCCAAAUUGAAUCCUCAGCAUCUGGAGGUAACUGAUACAUCUGGAGGGUGCGGGGCGAGUUUCGUAAUUGAUAUUGUCUCGGAACGAUUCGAAGGGAAAAGGUUGCUUGAACGACAUCGGUUGGUGAAUGCAGCUCUGGAGGAGGAAAUGAAAGAGAUUCAUGCUCUCUCCAUCAAGAAGGUUCUGACCCCACAACAGUGGAAGCAACAGCAAGAAGAAUCUGAAAAAUCAAAAUCUGCUGCUUAGAAGAGCAUGAUUCAUAAGUCAAGUAAGAGACACUGGUGAUACUAUAAAUAAAGCAUACUAAAUAGCCACUAAAGUAACCAUGUACUUCUGAUUCUGCUGUACUUAUGUAUGAAAAUUUCUGCUUUUCGGUUUGUU
Cucurbita maxima (winter squash) is the source of this 464-nucleotide messenger RNA. RefSeq names its product protein BOLA2. The coding region runs from base 45 to 329 and encodes 94 amino acids. Gene Ontology annotation, biological process: intracellular iron ion homeostasis. Gene Ontology annotation, molecular function: 2 iron, 2 sulfur cluster binding. The record is from RefSeq and is a predicted model, not a curated record. Gene Ontology annotation, cellular component: nucleus; cytosol. The transcript is spliced from 3 exons. Lineage: Eukaryota; Viridiplantae; Streptophyta; Magnoliopsida; Cucurbitales; Cucurbitaceae.